AUGACCAAAACCACUCGCAACACCGCCGCGGCGACCGAGGAAUCCUUCCACAAGCAUUACUCGGCCAUUUGGGGUGGAGUGAGAUGGCAAACUUCAUUGUACCCAGCACUAUCUGCACCCACGCGUUACUGCGCGCUGGUGAACCGAUACGUGCCCGCCCACGAGGCUCGCCGCGCGCUGCAGAGCGGAAGCAAUGAGCCAGGUGCCCUCCCUGAGAGCCUGCAGCAGCUAAACUUUCCUAACGUUAGCGUAAACGACGGUAAGAGUGCGCAGGCAAGUAUCGGUCCUAUUUGCUAUGUUCGCCCAGCUCCCUCGUCAGGUGAAAAGGUCUCGCGCGUGGGGAGCACUGCUGCACCGCUUACGUUCCCGCCACCUCAGCCUGCAGGUUCUACUCCAAUGCAGCUAUUGACUCAUUGGAACCUCGAUGCUGCUUCCGCACUGGCAGUCUCGGUGCUGAAUGUCCAGACCGGCGACAGCGUUCUCGAUCUCUGCGCAGCUCCUGGUGGGAAGUCCGUGGCUCUGGCGCAGAGUAUGUGGCCUCACCUCCACGCCGAUAGUCCGGUCGAGCCCUCCGGCAGGAUGACGGGUAGACUGGUGUCAAACGAAGCCGACGGGAGGCGGCAAAAGCGUCUUGCCGAGAACUUACAAGCAUACCUGCCGCCGCAGUUGUUCAAACAAGGUGCAGUCUCGUGUACGCGUGUUGACGCUUCCAUCUCCGGACCCUCACUCAAUGCUCUGCUGGCCGGAGGCAGCUUUGAUAAGGUGCUUGUCGACGCGCCUUGUUCUUCUGAGCGACACAUCAUUCAUGCUCAUCUCAAAGCCCAAGGAUCUGGCAAUUUAGCACCGGAAAUGGCAAACUGGAGGUCAGGUUCUUCGAAACGGCUUGCGAAGACGCAAGUGGAGCUUUUAAUGACAGCGCUCAAAGCGGUUAAGAUCGGCGGUCAAGUUAUGUAUGCUACCUGCUCUAUCGAGCCUACGGAGAAUGAUGGUGUGCUUGAGAAGAUGCUUGCGCUGCUUGGCUUUCCAGGUGCUUCUGGAGCGUCCACGAUGGACGAGCAGCUGGAACAGUGGGCGGAGCGCACGAAGCAUGGCUGGAUGGUACUACCCGACCACCCUGGUGGUGGAAGAUGGGGUCCGCUGUACUUUGCGCUUGUUACUAAAAUCGCUGGCUGA
Molecule: messenger RNA, 1173 nt
Organism: Baudoinia panamericana UAMH 10762
Lineage: Eukaryota; Fungi; Ascomycota; Dothideomycetes; Mycosphaerellales; Teratosphaeriaceae
Exons: 2
Coding region: 1-1173 (390 amino acids)
Biological process (GO): rRNA methylation
Cellular component (GO): mitochondrial large ribosomal subunit
Molecular function (GO): methyltransferase activity
Source: RefSeq, a predicted model, not a curated record